GAAAGAUAACGUUGGAGGCAAGUUGCCUUUGAACAGCUCUCUGAAGAUCAACUGCCUCCCCAUCUCAUUCCUUGCCCUGAAGCUGUUUCCUCUGGUUGUGCUAAGGGGUGAGGCCCAAAGGCACAUCACUUUUCAAGAAUUAGAUCAUGAACAACUUUAUCCUCCUGGAAGAACAGCUGAUCAAGAAAUCCCAACAAAAGAGAAGAACUUCUCCAUCAAACUUUAAAGUCCGCUUCUUUGUUCUAACCAAAACCAGUCUGGCAUACUUUGAGGACCGUCAUGGGAAAAAGCGCACAUUGAAAGGCUCCAUUGAACUCUCCCGAAUCAAAUGUGUCGAGAUUGUGAAAAGCGACAUUAGCAUCCCAUGCCACUAUAAAUACCCAUUUCAGGUCGUACAUGACAACUACCUCCUGUAUGUGUUUGCUCCAGACCGCGAAAGCCGACAGCGCUGGGUGCUGGCCCUUAAGGAAGAAACGAGGAAUAAUAACAGUUUAGUGUCCAAGUAUCAUCCUAAUUUCUGGAUGGAUGGGAGGUGGAGGUGCUGUGCUCAGCUGGAGAAGCUCGCAGUGGGCUGUGCCCAGUAUGAUCCAUCCAAGAACGCUUCAAAGAAGCCUCUUCCUCCUACUCCUGAAGACAACAGGCGAUCACUUCAGGAACCUGAAGAAACCCUGGUUAUUGCCUUGUAUGACUACCAAACAAACGAUCCACAGGAACUUAUGCUGCAACGCAAUGAGGAGUACUACCUGCUGGACAGUUCUGAGAUCCACUGGUGGAGAGUUCAAGACAGGAAUGGGCAUGAAGGAUAUGUACCAAGCAGUUAUCUGGUGGAGAAGUCUCCAAAUAACCUGGAAACCUAUGAGUGGUACAAUAAGAGUAUCAGCAGAGACAAAGCUGAAAAACUGCUUUUGGACACAGGAAAAGAAGGAGCCUUCAUGGUACGAGAUUCUAGGACUCCAGGAACAUACACAGUCUCUGUUUUCACCAAGGCUAUCGUAAGUGAGACCAACCCUUGUAUAAAGCACUAUCACAUCAAGGAAACAAAUGACAACCCGAAGCGGUAUUAUGUGGCUGAAAAGUACGUGUUUGAUUCUAUCCCUCUCCUCAUCAAUUAUCACCAACACAAUGGAGGAGGACUGGUCACAAGACUCCGGUAUCCAGUUUGUUCCUGGAGGCAGAAAGCCCCGGUCACAGCAGGACUGAGAUACGGGAAAUGGGUGAUCGAUCCCUCAGAGCUCACUUUCGUGCAGGAGAUUGGCAGCGGGCAGUUUGGGUUGGUACAUCUUGGCUACUGGCUGAACAAGGACAAGGUGGCCAUCAAAACCAUUCAGGAAGGGGCUAUGUCAGAAGAGGACUUCAUAGAGGAAGCUGAAGUCAUGAUGAAACUCUCUCACCCCAAACUGGUCCAGCUCUAUGGGGUAUGCCUGGAGCAGGCCCCCAUCUGCCUGGUGUUUGAGUUCAUGGAGCACGGCUGUCUGUCAGAUCACCUGCGCAAUCAGCGGGGGCUCUUUGCUGCAGAGACCCUGCUGGGCAUGUGCCUGGAUGUGUGUGAGGGAAUGGCUUACCUGGAAGAGGCAUGUGUUAUCCACAGAGAUCUGGCUGCCCGAAACUGCUUAGUGGGAGAGAACCAAGUCAUCAAGGUGUCUGACUUUGGGAUGACAAGGUUUGUCCUUGAUGAUCAAUACACCAGUUCCACAGGCACCAAAUUCCCCGUGAAGUGGGCCUCCCCAGAAGUCUUCUCCUUCAGUCGCUACAGCAGCAAGUCAGAUGUGUGGUCAUUUGGUGUGCUGAUGUGGGAAGUCUUCAGCGAAGGCAAAAUCCCAUAUGAAAACCGAAGCAACUCGGAGGUGGUGGAAGACAUCACUACUGGAUUUCGUUUAUACAAGCCACGGCUGGCCUCCUCACAUAUCUACCAGAUCAUGAAUUAUUGCUGGAAAGAGAAACCAGAAGACCGGCCACCUUUCUCCAGACUUUUGAAUCAACUGGCUGAAAUUGCAGAAUCAGGACUUUAGCAGAGACUCAGUGCCAGGCCUCAGGCUGCAGAGCCUGAAUGGGGAAAGGAAAUCCUCCCUCUACAGAGCAUUAAAAGCUGCUAUCAGCCCAGGACUCUCCAAAGGCAAUGGCCUGUGGAACUAGUCUCUGAGUGCUGUGGAGGCAGCACCAUGGCAGAAGCUGGCCCUGGGGCACAGGCAGCAGGCUCUGGCACUGAGCUGGGAGCCAGGCCAGAGCAGCAGUGAUGUCUCUACCCUUCCUCCAGCCUCUGUCUUGGGUGCUGCACAGACCGCAAUCUGACAGCUUUCAGGCAACAUUUCUUGCACUUCUUCUUAGAGAAAUGGAGAGACAGGGGAGGACCCUGCAGUGUUAUUUUUAUUUUUAUUUUAAACAUGAAUCUAAAGUUUGUGGUCAAGGAGCUUUUUAUUUGACCCAACAACACAGAACCCAGGAUAUGGGGCGAGAGGAACAGGGGGAGGGCUGGUGAGUUCAUUCCGAUCAGAAAGACUCCACUGUGCUGUGGUGAUGCUGUGGGCCCCUGCCUCCUGCCCCAGAGGAUGGUGGAGCAGCUGCGUUCACAUUAGAGGCCGGGUGUUCUGAGAAGCACCUUUAUGACGUGUUACUCUCACGGUACCCUGCCACCUCUCUCUUUGAAGGGAGCAUGAUGGACUGGGGUGAAUGGUUCUGAUCCCACAGUUGGAGCACUGAGCGUUCAGUAUCUGGGCAGAAAGCGGGCAACUGAUGAUGAGAACCAGCUGGUACAGAGAAAGGCUUCGGGUGGUUAUCAUUCCGAUGUUCACCUUGAGCACCAAGCCAGGCAGAUCUCCAUGCCUCCCCUUCUACACAGCUCGCUUCUGUAGGCGUCCUAGGAGGAAAUGAUGGCUUCAGAUCACCGACCCUGAGGACUCCAUCAUCCUUUUUUCUGGCUUCCCGGAAUCAGUCCUCUCACUGCACUUUUCACCCUCGUCAACAGAGGGCAGCAUUGUGUCAGACAGUGUGGCCUUGCAGAAAAAUUGAAGCUUUUUUUGGCCCUAGAAAUUUGCAACUUUAAGGUUAAGACUUCGAGUCUCCCCACAUUCUAUUUGAGGAACAGAGUUCUGUUCUUUCUCAAACCAUCUGGAUGGAAACUGAGUUAGGCACUGAGUGGGGUACUUUCAAGAUGUACACAGUUGCCUACUGAUGACUGAGCACUUAAAUAAGCAAAGUGACUAUGUGCUGUACUAUCGGCCUUACCUGCAGAAUCUCACUUUAUUCACCCUGAGUUCACACCAACCCUGUGAGGUAGUGUUAUUGUUCCCAUUUUACCAAUAAUGGAACUGCCCCAAGGAAAGUAUAGAGACAGAGUCUAUCCUACAUCUGACUCCAGGGCAUGGUUUCUUUAUUCCCAUUCAACACUGCCUCCUAUUGGGGAUGAAAGGGAUUGCAGAGAAGAUAAAUGGGAAAGGGAGGUAA
This is a messenger RNA of Manis pentadactyla (Chinese pangolin), 3441 nucleotides long. RefSeq names its product IL2 inducible T cell kinase (gene ITK). Lineage: Eukaryota; Metazoa; Chordata; Mammalia; Pholidota; Manidae. Gene Ontology annotation, molecular function: protein binding; non-membrane spanning protein tyrosine kinase activity; ATP binding. The record is from RefSeq and is a predicted model, not a curated record. The coding region runs from base 147 to 2009 and encodes 620 amino acids. Gene Ontology annotation, biological process: peptidyl-tyrosine autophosphorylation; NK T cell differentiation; adaptive immune response. The transcript has 17 exons.